Molecule: messenger RNA, 1356 nt
Organism: Penicillium daleae
Lineage: Eukaryota; Fungi; Ascomycota; Eurotiomycetes; Eurotiales; Aspergillaceae
Exons: 1
Coding region: 1-1356 (451 amino acids)
Source: RefSeq, a predicted model, not a curated record
AUGUCAACACUUCUCCCGUUUCGAGACAAGCGGCUACCACCUGUACCAGCUGCAACUUCGAUGUACCACCACGAUCCCCUGCUGCAAGUUGAGCGCCAGACCAAAUACAUUCAGCGCAACCUUCAGACAUUGAUUGAUGCUCAAAGCGAGGCUCUAUUAGCAGGUCUCGCGCAAUCUCAGCCUGGAGAUACAUCCGCCGGUAGCUAUACGCCGGCGUCCUCGGCAACUGGUCGAGCUCGGUCUCCAGCGACCACGCCUGCGCGACAACCUCCGCAUAAGAAGAUUGGGCUUCGCGCCGCACGGCAGGGUAUAUUUCUGUCCAUCUAUGACCUGCUAAAGCUGCGAGAGGAGGAACGGGACAUUCUAUUGUCCCAAACGGACGAACGCGAUAAUGCGCUUCGCGAAAUUCAAGGGUUCAAUUCGAGAAGAAAUGGUCUAGAAGAGGCCAUAUCAUCCAUACACAAUGACCAAGAGAAUCAACAAGCUAAACAACUACAAGAAGAGGCUCGCGGCCUUGAGACUGACAUUUGCGAGCUGGAAACCAAGCUAUACGAGAUGAAGGCCAAACACCGGAAUCUGAUCAGCAAGAUAUCACAUAUCGAGAACUCUGUCGAAGCAAAGCUAUCCUCCUUCAACGAGUCACUAUCCCUCCUUCAGUCCGAUAUUCAGACAUAUCUCCGUGAUCCCCCAGUUCAGCCGCUGUCACAACGAUCAAGCGAGUCUUCAUUCUACUCCCUAAACCCCAAACGACGUACCCUCGAUAUGGCAGAGGAACAUUGGAAGUCAGAGCGGGAUCGUCUACAUAAGAGACAGCACGAAGUGGACGCGGAGGUUCUGGCACUCGAAGAAGGAGGUGGGGUUUGGAAACAAGCCAUAGCCGACGUGUCUGGCUUCGAGAAGCGUCUCCGGGCCAACAUGCGGCAUUAUAUCGAGAUUCAGUCCUCUGCGACCGAUUCAAAUAACACAGAGCUGUCAGAGACGAUGGAAGAAGUCGCGGCAAAUGUCUCGGAGGACUUGGACAAGACCGUUCAGCGGUUGGAGACACAUUUGGAGCUUGCCGAAAAGAAAGACUGGAAGUUGCUGGUUUGCUGCAUUGCUGCAGAGCUCGAGGCGCUCCGCGAAGCACGCGGAAUGCUUCUUCCAGCCUUUGGGCUCCCGGUACAGGACGAUGCGCCGGCCUCCCAAUCACCGUCAUCGGAGGAACAAGGUUCAGAGGAACCUACAGAUACGCAUCAGAACUUAUCCGAUAGUGAUGACUCUGAGCCUCCCACGGAUUUAUUGAAGGAUGGGCCUGCUCAGCAUCCAGAUACCGCGUCAAGGUCCGAUGACGAUGAGCCAGACCCAGCCUGGCUCUGA